Molecule: messenger RNA, 309 nt
Organism: Coccidioides immitis RS
Lineage: Eukaryota; Fungi; Ascomycota; Eurotiomycetes; Onygenales; Onygenaceae
Exons: 1
Coding region: 1-309 (102 amino acids)
Source: RefSeq, a predicted model, not a curated record
AUGUGGCUUGAAGGUGCUAUUUAUAUUGGUUUGCCCAGGCCAAAACCACAUCUGCAGCCACUGCUCCGUUGCAGCACGAGAAUCGACGCGCAGAUCGACAAGGAUCAGCCUUGUUCUUGGGACCCUGCAAAACUUUCGGCCUUCAAACUUCAACGUAUGACCAACGCCUUCAGUAGAACAAAUUCGAGACGAAAGCGGAAAAUUACUGUUUCCAGAAUACCACGAGAAGCUUGGAGGUUUACUAUCGCGUACCCCGAACUUGGGAGAUCGACUUUCAUCUCCAUGUGGAGCGCCUCAGGGUCCCGUUAA